CAGACCCACCUACGUAGUGCGUCCGGAGCAGAGCACUCCAAUCCGGUCCCGCUUCCGCGGCGUCCUCAGAACCGGAAAUAAAAUGCGCCGAGAAAAUAGGCCAAUCGGAAAACGAACCUUGCCUCCUCGGGCGGGAUGGAUCGGAGGCUGCCCUGGAAGCCAACCAGACGCCAAAGCUAGAAAGGGGUGGACCCUGGCUCCGCAUAGCUCUCGUUGCCGCCGCUGCUGCCACUAUCGCUGUCACUGUCUCUGCUGCCUCUGUCCAGCUGAAAUGACCGUGGGGAGGCCUGAGGGAGCCCCCGGAGGCGCGGAGGGGAGCCGUCAGAUAUUUCCCCCCGAGUCCUUCGCAGACACAGAGGCAGGAGAGGAGCUGUCUGGGGAUGGGCUGGUUUUGCCCAGGGCCAGCAAACUUGACGAGUUCCUCAGCCCAGAGGAGGAGAUAGAUUCUACUUCUGACUCAACUGGGAGCAUUUACCAGACCUUACAGGAACUGAAGCAGAAAGGCAGAUGGUGUCUGUUGGAGUCUCUCUUUCAGUCUGACCCAGAGAGUGAUGAAAACCUCUCUGAAGAUGAGGAGGACCUGGAGAGUUUCUUCCAAGACAAGGACAGGGGGAUGGUGCAGGUCCAGUGCCCCCAGGCUCUGAGGUGUGGCUCCACAAGGCGCUGCAGCUCCCUGAACAACCUUCCCUCCAACAUUCCCAGGCCUCAGACCCAGCCACCCUCAGGCUCCCGGCCUCCCUCCCAGCACAGAAGCGUCAGCUCCUGGGCAUCAUCCAUUACUGUCCCUCGGCCAUUCCGCAUGACGCUGCGCGAGGCCCGGAAGAAGGCCGAGUGGCUGGGCUCACCUGCCUCCUUUGAGCAGGAGAGGCAGCGGGCCCAGAGGCAGGGCGAGGAAGAGGCCGAGUGCCACAGGCAGUUCCGGGCACAGCCUGUGCCUGCACAUGUCUACCUGCCCCUCUACCAAGAGAUCAUGGAGCGCAGCGAGGCCCGAAGGCAGGCAGGGAUCCAGAAGAGGAAGGAACUGCUCCUCUCUUCUUUGAAGCCCUUCAGCUUCCUGGAGAAGGAGGAGCAGCUAAAGGAAGCUGCUCGACAGAGAGACUUGGCUGCCACAGCUGAAGCCAAGAUCUCCAAGCAGAAGGCCACCAGAAGGAUUCCCAAGUCCAUUCUGGAGCCAGCCCUUGGGGAUAAACUCCAGGAAGCUGAGCUCUUCAGGAAAAUUCGCAUCCAAAUGAGAGCCCUGGACAUGCUCCAGAUGGCCUCUUCCCCUAUCACCUCCUCUAGUAACCGGGCUAACCCACAGCCCCGCACAGCCACCCGAACCCAGCAGGAAAAGCUUGGGUUUCUGCACACUAACUUCAGAUUCCAGCCUCGGGUGAAUCCUGUGGUCCCUGACUAUGAGGGCCUUUACAAGGCCUUCCAGAGAAGAGCAGCCAAAAGAAGAGAAACCCAAGAGGCCACUCGCAACAAGCCCUUCUUGCUGAGGACCGCCAACCUGCGCCACCCUCAGCGGCCCUGUGAUGCUGCCACCACCGGAAGGAGGCAGGAUUCCCCACAGCCACCAGCUACACCCCUGCCAAGGAGUCAUUCUCUGAGCGGCCUUGCUUCCCUCUCUGCCAACACUCUCCCUGUGCACAUCACAGAUGCCACCAGGAAGAGGGAAUCUGCAGUCAGAAGUGCACUUGAAAAAAAGAACAAAGCAGAUGAGAGUAUUCAGUGGCUGGAGAUACACAAAAAGAAGUCUCAAGCAAUGUCCAAAUCUGUGACCUUGCGUGCAAAAGCCAUGGAUCCCCAUAAAAGCCUGGAGGAAGUGUUCAAAGCAAAGCUGAAAGAGAACCGGAACAAUGACCGUAAAAGAGCGAAAGAAUAUAAGAAAGAACUGGAAGAAAUGAAGAAGCGAAUACAAACAAGGCCCUAUCUCUUUGAACAAGUUGCCAAGGAUCUAGCCAAGAAGGAAGCAGAACAGUGGUAUCUAGACACCCUGAAGCAGGCUGGGCUGGAGGAAGACUUUGUGAGAAACAAGGGUCAAGGCACCCGGGCUGUUCAAGAGAAGGAGACCAAAGUCAAGGAUUUUCCCAGGUUCCAAGAAACUACAAAACUCAGCAUCAGAGAUCCAGAGCAGGGUUUAGAAGGAUCUCUAGAACAGCCUGCAAGCCCCAGGAUACUGGAGGAGCUGUCUCAUCAGUCACCAGAAAAUCUCGUAUCACUUGCUUAAUCACUACACUUAAAAUUACUGCUUUUGAAAAAUAUUAAGCAGCUAA
Messenger RNA from Pan troglodytes (chimpanzee), 2258 nucleotides. It is a transcript of the gene FAM161B, whose product is annotated as FAM161 centrosomal protein B. The record is from RefSeq and is a predicted model, not a curated record. Gene Ontology annotation, biological process: cilium organization. Lineage: Eukaryota; Metazoa; Chordata; Mammalia; Primates; Hominidae. Gene Ontology annotation, cellular component: cilium.